UUCCAUUCCAUCCAAAUGGAUUCAGCAACAACAGCUCCACCCUCACCGGAGCUCCACUUCGACAACCUCAAAGCCCUCAAAAUCCUCGGAAAAGGCGCCAUGGGCACCGUCUUCCUCGUCCACCACACCGCCGCCGCCGCCACCACCCCCUUCGCCCUGAAAGUCGUCGACAAAACCUCCCUUCACGCCAAACUCGACGCCGAACGCCGCGCCCGCUGGGAAAUCCAAGUUCUCUCCACACUCUCACACCCGUUCCUCCCUUCCCUUUUGGGAACCUUCGAUUCCCCAGAGUUACUCGCAUGGGCCAUCCCUUACUGCCCCGGCGGCGACCUCAAUGUCCUCCGUUACCGUCAAAACGACCGUGUUUUCUCUCCCUCCGUUAUUCGCUUCUACCUCGCCGAAAUCCUAUGCGCUCUCGACCACCUUCAUGCCAUGGGCAUCGCUUACCGCGACUUAAAACCCGAAAAUGUCCUCAUUCAAAAUUCUGGCCACGUCACCCUCACCGACUUCGACCUAUCUCGCAAACUCGCUCCCAAAUCCCUCAAAACCGUCCCUUCCCCAAUCCCUUUGCCAGAUUCGAAGCUUCCAGAACCUCGCCGGAAGCACCGCCGGAAUUUCUCCCGGUGGAUCCCCCUCCUCCCGCCCGACGUUCCUAAUUUCAAUAAGAGCGGAUUGAAGAAGGCUAAUUCCGCCCGAGUCAGCCCCGUGAGUCGACGAAAACUUAGUUUCUCCGACGGCGAACGGUCCAACUCGUUCGUCGGCACGGAGGAGUAUGUUUCGCCGGAGGUUGUUCGCGGCGACGGUCACGAGUUCGCUGUUGACUGGUGGGCCCUGGGGAUUCUCACCUACGAAAUGCUAUACGGUACGACGCCGUUUAAGGGGAAGAACCGCAAGGAAACGUUCCGGAAUGUGCUCACGAAACCGCCGGGCUUCGUCGGGAAGAGGUCGGCGUUGACGGACCUGAUCGAGAAGUUGUUGGAGAAGGAUCCGAAGAAGCGUUUGGGUUAUGGGCGUGGCGCUAAUGAGAUCAAGGAGCACGAAUUCUUCAGAGGGGUUCAGUGGGACCUGUUGACUGAGGUGGUGCGGCCGCCGUUCAUUCCGGCGAGAGAGGACGGCACCGAGGAUAUGCCUUCGGCAGGAAAUGGCGGCGUGGAUAUUAGGGAUUACUUCCAGAGCUUGGCGCCUCCGCCGUCGUUGCCGCCGUCGCCGUCGCCGCCAACGUCUUGCAAUUUUAAGAAGAACGUUUCUCUAACAGAAUUCUAACGCAUGUGCGAGUGCAUGCUUGCACGUGUAAAAGUUAGUUAUUCUUUUUAGCAAUACUGUAAUUUUGUGUACAUAGAAUAACGGUAGAUCGUGAAAAAACGGGAUUAGCAAUGUUAGUUGGUGUAAACUAGGAAUAUAUAAGGUGUAAGAGCUGUAGAAUUAAAACCAUUGUUUAUGAACCCUUUUUGAUAUAUUCUCCAGUUUUUUCCUAUGAGAUGCUUAACCUUGAAUAAACAGCUCUUAGCUUUAUAAAAUUAGCUCAAUAGUAAAAGGUACAACAAUUAUCGCAGGUAAAAUAUGCAGUUUUCUUUUUUUCAAAAAGGAAAAGCUAAUUAUGUAAUUGUAUAAACUAAUUAACUCAUUUCUUUAUUGCACGUACGUAAUGAAUGUUUUGAAUGUUGGGUUUGUAGCAUUUGAUCAGGGAAUCAAUCUUGUUCAAAAAUUGACAUCAUUAUUAUGGUUUUGGACGGAAAGAAAGUAGUCAUAAAAUUGAAGGGUUUAACUGUGAUGUUCAAGGUGCAUUGAGUGCGAAUUAUUCGAAAUCAUAGCUGUUUAACAAAUUUUCCCCGUGUAAAGUCUAUGUUAUCUUUAUUAAAUUAUCUCUCUCUUUUUUUUUUCAUUUGGAUAUUCAGGUUUCAGGGGGGAGUCAUCUGAUGCCCAAUCGGAUUAUCAGUAUACAUUGUUACAAUUGUAAAGCACUGGCGGUAUCUCUCUUCUCACGAGAAAGAAUUAGCAUCAUCUUGUUGGAACGAAAGAUAAAGCAAUGUAAUAAUCAUUAAUCAACACUCUUAAUUAGGGGAAUAGUAGUGAUUAAUUAUUUUCCAAUUAACCAAACCUUUGUACUAACGAUCAAAUGAUAUGU
Messenger RNA from Abrus precatorius (Indian licorice), 2125 nucleotides. RefSeq names its product serine/threonine-protein kinase UCNL. NCBI's taxonomy places the organism in Eukaryota, Viridiplantae, Streptophyta, Magnoliopsida, Fabales, Fabaceae. The coding region runs from base 16 to 1263 and encodes 415 amino acids. Gene Ontology annotation, molecular function: protein serine/threonine kinase activity; ATP binding. The transcript has a single exon. The record is from RefSeq and is a predicted model, not a curated record. Gene Ontology annotation, biological process: protein phosphorylation. Gene Ontology annotation, cellular component: cytoplasm; plasma membrane; nucleus.